Molecule: messenger RNA, 1591 nt
Organism: Pseudopodoces humilis (Tibetan ground-tit)
Lineage: Eukaryota; Metazoa; Chordata; Aves; Passeriformes; Paridae
Product: mas-related G protein-coupled receptor member H-like
Biological process (GO): G protein-coupled receptor signaling pathway
Cellular component (GO): plasma membrane
Molecular function (GO): G protein-coupled receptor activity
Source: RefSeq, a predicted model, not a curated record
CAUGACAAAUGACUCUGUAGAAGUGGAGCUCUGACGUAGCCAAAGAUGCAAUUUCCGACUCCCCUGUGACUCAACCAAGCCUUGGGGAGCAACACCGGGACAGGGCACAGAGAGAGCCAGCAGAACGGGAAUGGGAAGCUCCUGGUGAUCCGGGCACUUUCUCCUUCAUGUUACUGACCUGGGAGGAGCCGCUUUAGGAUAUGGAUCCCAAAGAAGCAAGAAGUACCAGGAAGUGCUGCUGAUCUGGACAGACCCCCUUUGCCUGCUGCUGCCCCACAGUGAACAGGGUCCUGCUGAGUCGUGUGGUCCAUCCCUGGACCCUCCAACCACUGACCCCCAUCCGCUCUGACCACAGCCAGAGGCCACAUCCCACUGCCUGCCCAGCACCCAUCCAUGGAAGUGACCACUGUGUUCCCACCUCCUGCCUCACCCACCGAGGGAGACAAUCUCUGUGAGACUGAUGUCACUGAUGUGGCCAUAGACAGUGUGACACUGCUCAUCUGCCUCUGUGGGCUGGUCGGGAACGGGGCUGUCAUCUGCCUUCUCCAAAGGAACCCCACCACCUUUUAUGCCAUCAACCUGGCCUUUGCCAACUUCACCUUCCUCCACUUUGUGGUCCCUUCCACUCUGCUCUACCUGAAGGAGGAAUUGUCCUGCUCCACUAUCAUGCCCCUGGUGUUCCUGAGGGCUCUUUUCCCACUCCUGCUGUUCUCCUACAACCUGGGGCUGUACCUGCUGACAGCCAUCAGCAUUGACAGGUGUAUAUCCAUCCUCUACCCACUCUGGUACCACUGCCACCGUCCCAAGCGCCUGUCAUGGGUGGUGUGUGCCCUGCUCUGGGCAUUGUCCAUCGCUGUCAUUGCCAUGGUGACUUCCCUGUGCCUGUCACAUGAGCACGAGCACUGCCAGGUGGCUCUCAUCUCCAUGUAUGCCCUCAACCUCUUCCUCUUUGCCCCAGCCAUGGUCAUUUCCAGCACAGUCCUCCUCACUAAGAUCAAGUGUGGCUCCCAGCAGCAGCAACCCAAGAGACUCAACACUGUUACUUUCAUUGUUGUGCUCUUCUUCCUUCUCUUUGCUCUCCCACUCAGCCUCUCCAAUUUCCUGCAGCAGUUCGGCUACACCACUGUGUCCUCCCAGGUGGUUUUCCUGCUCACCUGCAUCCACAGCACCAUCAACCCUUUCAUCUACUUCUUGGCAGGGAGGUGCUGGAGGUGCUGCUCCUUGGAGUCCCUCCGGCUCUCCCUCCAGAGGAUCUUUGAGGAGCCAGAAGAAAACACUGCCCACAUCAAUGAAGCCACCAGGGACACAGCCAACCCAGCCUGUUGAUCCCUUCCACUGCUCUGCUGAAGGACCUUGGCACAGAGGCUGAGGGUUUACUUGAGCCACCGGAUUAAUAAAUAUCCACAGGAUCACCCUCUCUGUGGUGCUGUAAUCCCGCAGGAGAAGGGAGCAGGGGCACUGCCGAGGGCCGUGUGGGAGGGAUGCUCUGCGGGGAGCACAUUUCCUCCUCUCUCACACCUCCUAGAACACUAUUUCCCCAAAUGGACCCUUCCCAACACGGCUGUGGUACCAAAAUCCCCCUGGCACCUGG